Molecule: messenger RNA, 2683 nt
Organism: Owenia fusiformis
Lineage: Eukaryota; Metazoa; Annelida; Polychaeta; Sabellida; Oweniidae
Source: the annotation of a GenBank genome assembly
UGGUGCUGAGACACUGGGGUGAGGAAUUUCACGGUUGAUUUAUAAUGAACAGACAAUUCUUUGAAAGUCUGGAAAUAUGAAAUUGCAAUUGAUUCUGACGGCGCUCGUAUGUGCAGAAGGCGUAUUCGUCCCUGCCCAGGUGAAACUCCCAGAAAAGCUGAUGUAUCAAAGUGGCGACCUUUUACUUGGAGGUCUCUUGCCCGCUCACGUGUAUGAUUCGUCUAACGAUGCUUGUUCGGACGUGCUGGCCUUCAAUGGUAUCGGACUGCAACAUAUUGAAGCGGUCGCCUAUACCGUCGAUGAACUGAACAGUCGAGACGACAUCCUUCCGAAUAUCACGCUCGGGUUCGUCAUCUUGGAUAUGUGCAGGAAGGACACAACUGCUCUAGCUCAAGCAUUACAUUUUGCACCACACACCUGUGAUGACACGGGUGAUGAAAUCCCAAAGGCAGUCUACGAUGUCGUCUGCGUUAUGGGGCCGUAUUCAAGCUCAAUAAGUACAUCAAUCGCUCAAUUGCUAACAGUAUUCGGAAUCCCUCAAGUGAGUCCAUUUUCAACCAGCGACGUCCUGAGCGACAAAUCAAAGUACAAAUAUUUCAUGAGAACCUCUCCACCCGAUAAGUAUCUCUCCAGGACAAUGGUUGAUAUUAUGAGCUACUUCAACUGGAACUACAUCUCCGCUCUCAACUCUGAAGGGGCAUAUGGGUCGGGAGGAAUUAGUGUUGUAAAGAAGCUGGCUAAACAGAGGGGAAUCUGCGUUGGAUACGCGAAAGAAGUUAAUUCCCUAACAACCGAGGAAGAGUACGAUGAUAUUGUGCAAAGAAUGCGGAAGCUGAAGACACGUGUUGUUGUCAUCUUCAUGAGUUUUGAGUACGCCAAGAAGACCCUGCUAGCGCUCCAGCGAGCAAAUGUGACUGGGGAGUUCAUAAUGAUGUUCAGUGACUCCAUGAACACUCUAGGGGAUUUCAGUGGAUUGGAAGAGAUAGGCUUGGGAGCAUUUGCACCGGAGAUAAAGGUUGAAGAUAUCAGUGGAUCAGACUUCGCUAAGUACUACAACAGCCUUACACCCCAAAACAACACAAGGAAUCCGUGGUAUCCCGAGUUUUGGGAGCAACAGUUUGAUUGCAGUUGGAAUGUGACGCAAAUAUCACAAGGACAGACUGCCUGUUCCGACUUUCCCGUAACCUCAGUCAAAUUAAGCUCGAAACCCUCUCAAGUUAUGAACAUGGUUUAUACCAUCGCACAUGGUCUGGAUGCUCUUAUAAAAGAUAAAUGUGAUGGUACACGCGAUAAUAAAACAGCACUUAGAGCUUGUAUUACUGGACCAGAGUUGUGGCAUUAUAUGAGAACUGCCUCAUUUACUGAAGCCAGUGGAACGAUUGGUUUUGAUGAAAAUGGUGACUUAUUAGGAAAAUAUAAUAUUAAACAAUUACAGUAUGAUCCCAUGCAGGGCUACAACUUGAGACGGGUGGGAGAGUUUGAUGUGACAAGUUUGUCUGUGCAUCUACUUGAGGCUGAGUUAGAUUGGUAUAUCAAAGAAGUUGUCGGGGUUCCCGAUGCAGUAUGUAGCUACCCAUGCGGGGCAGGAGAGUUUAAAAUUCAACUGGAACUCAAGUGUUGCUGGGAGUGCCGAAAAUGUAGGGUGAAUGAGAUCACAGCCUUGAAUGCAACCACAUGCCACGAAUGCCCUCCCUUCCAUUGGCCUAAUAAAGAUACCAUGGAAUUCUGUGAGGCCAUCGAGCCCGAUUACAUAAACUGGAACGAGCCACUGGCUAUCGUCUUGGUGAUCCUCGCCACAUGCGAAAUCAUCAUUAGCAUCGUAUUGGUGAUGUUUUACAUACGGCAUCGUAAUCAACGAUUGAUAAAAGCAUCAAACAGGGAGCUCAGUUUCUUUAUUUUGAUUGCGAAUAUUCUAGCGCUAACGACUGUUUACGUUCUGAUCAGCAAGCCCACUGAUGUGACUUGUGUAGUGAGCAGAUUCCUCUUCAGCAUCAGCUUUGCAUUGGCGUACGGACCGCUUCUAACAAAGACAAACAGGGUGUGGAGAAUCUUCGAAUCUGGGAAAAAGACAAAACAAAGACCCCCUUUUAUAAGCAAUAGGGCUCAAAUCGUAAUGGCCAGCAUUCUCAUCUCUAUACAGGUCGUCAUAACUGUUCUGACAUCGGUACUCAUACCCUCUCCAGCGGAGUUCCGUAUGGUUGUCCCAACAGAGAAAUAUGUGGAGCUAUUUUGCAACUUGCCCCUGGAUGGCUUCAUUCCACCUCUUGCCUACAAUCUAGUUUUAAUCCUUCUCAGCGCCAUCUAUGGAUUCAAAACUCGCAGAUUGCCAGACAACUUCAACGAAUCUAAAUAUAUUUUUUUGUGUGUGUGUGCCACAUUGUUUCUCUGGAUUGCGUUCAUUUCAACAUAUUUUGCAACAUUUCACGCAUAUCAUAAAGUAAUUCUCCUCUCAAUUGCUCUCAUCAUGAACGCUACAGUUUUGAUGUUAUGUCUUUUCGCGCCAAAAGUUUACGCCAUCUAUUAUGUGGACGAGGAAAAGCUGAUACUCGCGUCUAACUCCGCAACAGAACCAGGGACAUCAUCUGCAAAUGGACAGUCGAUAAACGCGAUUGCUCCACAAUAAUUUAGAAAUCAAUAAUUCAACUUGCCAUAUUUAAGGAAAUUUUGAAGUUUUAAUCAGUAC